Messenger RNA from Eufriesea mexicana, 5724 nucleotides. It is a transcript of the gene fs(1)N, whose product is annotated as female sterile (1) Nasrat. The record is from RefSeq and is a predicted model, not a curated record. Lineage: Eukaryota; Metazoa; Arthropoda; Insecta; Hymenoptera; Apidae. The coding region runs from base 137 to 5722 and encodes 1861 amino acids. The transcript has 16 exons.
AUAGAGCGCGAAGUCGUUGCGAAUACCUUGAGAGUCACUCUACGUACACUCGAUUCCGAUCAAAAUAUUUUGGAUUCGAUGGUCGAACGUCACGAGUACGAUUUCAGAGAUCAUUCGAUCUAAUAGCUGCGCUGAAAUGUCUCCGUCAAUACGUAGUCCUACGAUUUUGCUAUUCCUUUUACUUUACGCGAAUAAUACGAUUUGCUGGAAUAUCCUGGAAACCUCGGAGAUCCUGGACCAAUUGCAAGAUAUCGAUUUAUCACGAAAUCGACGGAAUUCCGAAGAUGAAUCGCCGAUUUGGAUGGAGUACGAGUUCGGUACUGGUGUUGGAAAUAGAGAAGAUCUCGUCGUGUCGAACAUUUCUGUCCACCGGUAUCCAAAAUUACCAGAAACAGCGACAGACUGGCAAUUUCUAGAUGUAAAUGGCACCAAUUACCUAUUCCGAACUGAAAAGUCUACACUUUUCUUUUACAAAUUCGAUUCGGAGAAGCCUGCAGUCGACGAUCCAGUGAAUCUGCAUGUAGACGGUGCUAUAUUAACGUUCAAAGUGAUCAGUCUUCGUUCCGAGUUCGACAUAGUGGCCGUUUUGUGCGUGGAAUCGGCUAAUGGAACUUUGUUACGAUGGUACAAGCUCGUAGAUGGAAAUUCCUUUGAGUUCUUUUGGUCGUGGCCCAUACAGAAACGUAUAAAGGAUAUAACGUUCAUCCAACACGAAGAGCCGUAUAAAAUAUUGCUGUUGAAUGACAACGACAUGCAUAUCGGGCCCCAAUAUUCGUUCAUCGACGUCUAUGGCUUCAACAUCGAGUUGGCGACCGAUACUUUCCACUUUUGGCUUCAUCAUCGAUCUUUCGUGCCAAGCGCACUCGAUAUUCAGGUGUGCUCCGUUUACGAAAAUAUUUUGCUCGCUGUUCAAACCGCGAACGACGUCUUACUCUACGAAUAUAGAAAUACCAUGGAGACAAAUAUCUUCCAGAACGUGCAGACUAUAAAGUCGCAAGAUUUACAGAACUUCGUCUGUUUCGAAAGUGGAUAUCUGCAGUUUUUGGCGAUUUCUGGACCGGAAGCCGGUCUCUUUCACUCUGUGAACGGGGAGUUCCAAUUCAAUACAGACUCUGAAUUCGAUGUGUCGGAGAUCACGUGGGUCGGAAGCAUAAGAUUGGACACGUAUAGAGACGAAUCGUUGCUGUUGAUUCAAUUAAAAAAUUCCACCGUGUCCGCGCUAGCCUGGCAGGGCUUGAGUUUCAAAAAGAUUCAGUUACCCAACAACAUUCUCGAUCGUUUCGACCUUUCAAAGAUUACGCCACUUCCAAAGUACGGAUUCAUCUUUGGCAAUCGAUUCGUGAAACUCCAUACGGAGUUGAAAAGUGUGAAACAUCCGAUUCAGUACACCACCGAGAGGCUACUGAUCUUGCAACGUUUGUUAAAUGAUACACUGAACCACCAGGAGAAAAUUCUAGAUGAAACAGAGGCACGUCUUAACAAGAGUUAUUUGGUGAAUCCUGUGGUCACUGGAUUCUGGAAUCUUAGCAUAGUAAACGCGACAAAUGCUACUAUAUCCGACAACGUGAUCUAUCAGUCGGUCACGUUAGGUGCUACGAAUUUAACGAAUGAAGACCUGGCAUUCGAUACGAACAAAUUCGAGGAUAAACUGAAAAGUGUACAAGAAAAACUCGAUAAAAUCGAUGCGAAACUGACGAGCGUUGUAGAUUCUAAUUCGGGAGAAUUGCGUCUCGAUUCGGACGUAGAAAUAUUUGGAAAUAUUAACGUUACUGGCAACCUGUACGUCAGAAACUUAACAGCACUGUCUAUCAAUGACUUCAAUAUCACGACUGAUUCCGACUCUAGUGGAGAGUACCAUGUAAUUGGAGGGAACAAGAAGUUGGAUUCCAUUCAAGCUGAAAAUCUGACAGUACAUACGGUGAAUGGUAUUCCCAUAGAGAAUAUUCGUUUCGGUGACGUCAUGGAGGAUUAUAGUCACGUGGAUUUUUCUCGAAUAAAUCGAGCCGAGAUAGAUGGACACCUUUCAUUCUCUACGAUCAAUGGGAUUGAUUGGAAGACAUUGAUGAAGAACAUUGUGUGGAAAGACAAGUCGAUGUUCAUUCCUGGGGAUACUGUUAUCGAAGGGACGCUGAGCUCGGAUAUCUUCAAGUUGGUCAUAGUGAACGAUCUCUUCUAUCCGGAAGACUAUGUCCUGAUGAGUAGUACCACUCCUGUCAUCGUGACCGGUAGAAAAUCGUUCGAUUUUGUGCUAACGACGGAAUUAGGAAACGUGACCACUCUAAACGGCGUGGAUUUCCAGGACUACGUAAUUUUGAAUAAGGAAAAUGUUCUAAAGAAAGAGAUGACCUUUGAGAAUCUAACGAUCGAUGGAGAGCUGAGGAUAGACGGUGAUGUAACGGGAUUAAACAUGACAGAAAAUAAAUUGCUGAACGAAACUUGCAAUAUUUCAUCGGAUAUCAUGUUCUUGAAUUUGAAUGUUUUGGGGAACGUUACGUACGACACGCUGUUCAUGAACAAACGUCCAUUGAAUUUAGGGGAUUUGUUGCUGAGAACCGAUAAGGAAGUUGAAAUUACUGGAACUAAGACGUUUUUAAAUAACGUUGCAAUGAAAUCCAACGUUACCAUUACAUCUGGCAUGGUGAAUGGACAUUUACUGGACGAAUUUGCAACUACAGACACUGACCAAGUGUUUCCAAAUUUAAUAGAGAUAUUGCCGAAUGUCACUUUUGGAAAUGUGACGUUUGGAGCCACGAAGAAAUUAGAAGAUUUUUUGAAGCAGAAUACGAACUCCAGUGGUUGUUUGGAUAAAGCAGUUGUGUUUAAAUCUCCAAUUACCGUAGACGAAUUGUUUUUCGACACGUUAAACGGUAACAUAUCGUACGAAGUUUUCAAUGAAAGAGUAAACGAAACGUUUCGGAACGUUAGUUUGGAGAAUUUAAUCGCGGAGACUGUGUUCGCGGACGAAAUAACGUCAAAGGUUAUCAAUGGUCUCGAUUUCGAUGAUUUCGUGAAAAAUGCCACGUCCGCGAAUAUUAUCGACGAAUACAUCACUGAUCGUUUGGAAGCCGAUCGCCUAAACGUGUCAUUUAUCAAUGGAAUGUCGAUCGACGAGAUCAAGAUGCUGCAAGAUAAACUAGAUGACAUCCUGCAUAACAUUCGCAAUGGAAACGUGACUCUGGACUCUCUGCAAGUUACAGGAAUGAUCACGACGAAUUUACUUAACGGAAAAGUCUUCACAGACUUGUACAACGAAGAUGAAAUCGAUACUGUGAUUUUCAAGGAAGAUGUUUCCAUACAGAAUCUCACGAUUUUGGGUCUACUGAAUGGCUUCAAUUUCACGGAACUCGUGCUUGACACUGUUUUAAAAACCGAUACGAAUAUAACAAUCGACGGGUUUAAAGUAUUCGAUAGAAUCAAUUGCGAUGAACUGCACACCUCCUUUUUGAAUGGACGUCCCAUAGAGAACCUGCUAGAUCCAUUCAAGGACCAGGUGCUCACGGGUCCCGUUGUCGUAAAUGGUACCGUGACAGUUCUUAAGGAAUUCAAUACAAGCGGGAACAUUGGCGAUGUACCAUUUUACGAUCUAAUGAACAGAUUCAAAUCUUUGGGAAACAAUACUUACGAGUUGCACGGCAAUGUUCGUUUCCCUGAAAAUACAACGAUAGAAAAUCUGCAUAUUGAUGGAUUGAUUUAUGGGAGAAAUUUCGAUAGCUUCUUAAAUUCGGUAGUUUUCAUAAACGAGGACAACGUCACGAUUUCUGGCACGAAAGUGUUCAAGAACUCCAUUACCUUUAACGACGAAUUCACCGUGCGUGAUAAAUUGAAUGACGUGGAUUUGAAAAGAUUUCAGGAAAAAGCUAUUUUUAUCAACAAGCCGUUCUCUGUUAAAUCGAAAAUUAUUUUUAAGAAUGGUAUAAAGGUGAAAAAGAAUGUUCAAGUUGGGACAAAAUUCGAAACGAAAUCCAUUAUGGGAAUAGACGUGAACGACUUGAAGUAUAACAUUCUCUAUCUCAACAGGCCCAAUCAUAUCGAGGUGCCUCUCACAUUCACUAAUGUGAUUUUCGAGUCUAACGUACAAGUGGAAAAGUUCAACGAUUUGGACAUGAAAUUAUUAAUACCAUUACACACCGAUCAAAUGAUACCUGUACCUGCUCUGAACUGCCGUAAUGUCACCGUGGAGAAACUCCAGAUUUUAGGGAGAGUCAACGAGCAAAAUUUACAAGAGAUUCAAGACACCACAUUCAUGAUGACUGGUGAUCAGGACAUAACAGGACAUUUCAAUUUUCGCGGUAAGGUUCAUAUUCACCACGAUUUCAAUCCGCGAUUUAUCAAUGGUAUCGACACCACUACGUUUAUACCUUUGAAUUCGAGAAGUCCCAUAGUCGGUAACUUUGUGUUUGAAUCGCCGGUGUAUUUUAACAAAAGUCUUCGAGUGUUGAGCUACUUGAAUGGAAUAGAUCCAUCCAGAUGGAAAGCAGUGGCUGUUACAUCCAACGAUCCGUUACAACAGUUUAUUUCUGGUAAAUGGACCGUGUUUGGCAACGUGUAUUUCAAGAAAGGGUCAUCGGGUAGUGACAUCUUAAAUGGCAUAAACGUCACAGAUGUGUCAAACACUCUAGCUAAACGACAUUUGGAAAUGGACGCCAUAUUGGACGAGAAGAACGAGAAUCUGGAUUCCGUGUGUGAAGAUUUAACCGAGUUGAAACGCUACGCAGAGAAACAAAUUUAUCAGUUCAAUGCAUUCGACUAUCUCCAAAGUAUCAAAUUCGACAAUAUACUGGUUAGUGCUUACCAUUUCGAGUUGGACGAUUUAGAUUACUUAUUGUUAAGUUACAACACGUGUCAACUGCACACGUUCUUGUUUACCGGGACAAAAUUCGAGUUGAUCGGGAAUGUGUCUGACUUUGGAGUGGUCGAACAAUGGACCACUUUCAGACACUAUCAGGUUUUGUAUUUCCUCACCUCGGGAAGAAGCUCUUGUGGAAGAAGCCCUGUCAACUUGUGGAUGCUGAAGAACAACGAAUUUCAGCACGUUCUAGAUCUUGGGCAUAAUAUAGAUAGCAGAAAGGUAAAUCAGGAUGUAUUCUUGAUGUUAAUUAAUAACAGGGAACAAUUGCGAUCAUCUGGAAGGAUAAUCGAGGAAUUGGAGAAGUCUCUUUCGCCUGUGGCAGACGAUGAUGACAUGCAAAUCGUUUUGCAGACAGAUCAAAUGCUGUUAUCCAGCAAACACGGUAUUUAUGAGUAUAACAUUAAUCGUUCUAGCAACUCGAGUCUCAGAAAGUCCAGUCGGAAGCCUGAAAUCCUGAAUUUCGAAGCUGGUUUUCUCCAGAAGGAAAUGUUUUUGUAUUACGACAAAGAAGUCAGCAAGAAUCGCAUAUUUAUCGGUAAUAAUGAUGGGAACCAGAAGAAAAUCCUACAAACCAUAAAGGCGCACAGACCAACGUCCUUUGUGAUACUUAAUUUCGAUGGGGCAAUUGAGACACUGCUCGUUUUCAUCGAGAACAAAAGAAAACUUCGUAUCUACGAGUAUAAAGGAAUCCAAGGCUUCGUGUAUAAGGAUAUUAUAAAAAUGAAUGUCGAUAAUUUAUUUAGUUUCAAAAUUCGAAAAUAUCCCAACAUGGCGAAACGAUAUUGUCUCGCCUUGUUUCGCGAAAAUAAACUAACAAUUUUAGAAGCACUAAUGUACGGCGAAAAAUUAGAUAUGGGGCCGUUAACGUGCUGAGA